AUGGUGAACUCUCCUCAAUCGAGGAAAAACGAUGAACGUGUUGUCGACGAAGGCUCGACAGACCAACCGCGUGGUGGUUGGAAAGGUAGACGUUCGGGGUUGAAUGAAUCUCAGCCGAGUCAUUCAUCACAAAGCGUCAAACAUGCGCAUGAAGCUAACAAACAGAUGGGAGAUGAGCCAACACGCGCUGAAGAUCUUGUAAACCGUGGAAAAACAGUUGUGAGCGCGGGCAGCGAUGAUUUAGUUGAUGAUACAUCUGAAUUGAAGCGUGAUAAAAUUAUGGCGGCACAGGGUGCAAUCAAACGAAAGGUCUAUGAACUAAAACGAGCUGACGAAUGCAGUAAACGUGCAAAUCUAAGUAGUCUGCCUGAAAACGAUGAUUUCGUUGAUGCUGCACCUCAGCUGAAACGAUAUAAGAAUACGAUGACCCAAAAUGCUGCAACACUUGCGUUGGAAGCUACUGGUGUAGCACCGAUUAUAGGUAGUGAUGAUGGUGAUGCCCUUCCAAGCAUCAACACAAGAUCAUCACCAGCCAUUUUCGUGAAGGCUGUGUCUGGUCUGACCGAUGAUCAGAAGCAGGCAGUCCGUGACAUGGGAUUCGGUCGUUUGUUGGAGUUGACACCGGCAAAAAUGGGGCACUGGUUGGUUGAGAACUUCAAUCACAUGGAUCGGAAGUUGAAACUCUACGGCGGGGAAAAGAUUCACGUGAAAGAAGACGAUGUAUACGUUGUACUUGGACUGCCCCGUGGAACGAUUGAGAUCACGAAUAAAAAGAAAAAAACCAAGUCGGAGUUGUUGAAAGAAUGGGUGAGGUUAUAUAAUGCCAGUAAGCCGGCAAACAUUACAGCCAUGAGAGUCUUAGACAUGAUUCAGAAUUGUGAUGGAAGUGACGAUUGGUUCAAACGCAAUUUUGUUGUUCUCAUGGUGACUUGCCUAUUCGAGAGCACUAGCAACGGGAUGGCAAAUUUACGUAUAAUCCAUCUUUUCAGUGAUCUAUCGAAUGUGAUGAAUAUGAACUGGUGCUCCUACAUGAUUCGUUGUCUGGUGUGCACGAAAAAAUCUUGGAAUGAUAAUCGGGGACGUAAGAACUUCACAGGGCCGCUUCUAUUUCUGACGGUUAGUGCAUCAGAACCAUCUUCGUGUCUUCUUUAUGCAAUAGUUUUUUAG
Molecule: messenger RNA, 1167 nt
Organism: Striga hermonthica
Lineage: Eukaryota; Viridiplantae; Streptophyta; Magnoliopsida; Lamiales; Orobanchaceae
Source: the annotation of a GenBank genome assembly